UACUUUCUACCGAACUCCAAUCAAGAUGGGCAUAGGCUGGGGGGUACGAAUACCACUAUGGAUACCAAUAUUAGUGAUCACCUUUAUGCAGAACAAAGUCAAAGCACAAUAUGAGGACCAACAAGCAAAUUAUGAUGACUAUAAUUAUGUCCAGCAGGGACAAGACUAUUUUUCUGUACCAGUAACUAAACCACAAGAAGUGACAAUCAUCCAACCACUGAGAACGACACUGCCCAUAAAGCCUGGCAACCCUGCUCACAAUGGACGUGUGUGCAGCACCUGGGGAAACUUCCACUUCAAGACCUUUGAUGGGGACAUCUUUCACUUCCCUGGGCUCUGCAACUAUGUCUUUGCAUCCCACUGCAAAUCUGCCUACGAGGACUUCAACAUCCAGAUCAGGCGCACCGUGCUGGAAAACUCUCCUGUGAUCAGCCAUAUCACCCUGAAGCUUGACGGAAUGGUGAUUGAACUGACCUCAGACUCCAUUGUGGUCAAUGGCAACCCAAUUCAGCUGCCUUUCAGCCAGUCAGGAAUUCUGAUAGAGAGAAGUAGCGAAUAUUUGAAAAUCACUGCCAAGAUGGGCAUGGUCUUCAUGUGGAACCAACUGGAUGGCCUUCUGGUGGAACUGGAUAAGAAAUAUGCCAAUCAGACCUGUGGGCUUUGUGGGGACUUCAAUGGCAUUCCAAUUUACAAUGAGUUCACAUCAAACAGCAUCGAGCUGACUGACGUGCAGUUUGGGAAUAUGCAGAAGAUGGAUGGACCCACAGAGCAAUGCGAGGAUCCUACAUCUUCUUCUCUUUCAAACUGCUCUAAUGAAUUUAGUGCUACCUGCCAGACAGUAUUGACUGGGGAAGCAUUUGUGAGCUGCAAUGCACUGGUGGACGUUCAAGACUAUAUUGACUCUUGCGUACAAGACUUGUGCCGCUGUGAUGAGUCUAUGCGUGAUUUCUGCAUCUGUAACACCUUUGCUGAAUACUCCCGGCAGUGCGCCCAUGCUGGUGGACAACCUCUGAACUGGAGAACUAAAGAACUGUGCAACAAGACAUGCCCUUAUAACAUGCAGCACGAGGAAUGUGGCUCCCCCUGUGCUAACACCUGCACCAAUCCUGAAAGGUCAGCCCUCUGUGAAGAUCACUGUACCGAUGGCUGCGUCUGCUCGCCAGGAACUGUGUUUGAUGACAUUAACAGCUCUGGCUGUAUCCCUGUCAGCGAGUGCCCCUGCACCUACAAAGGUGAAACGUAUAGUCCAGGUGCUUCUUUUGCAUCCCAGUGCACUUCAUGUAACUGUAGUGGAGGCCAGUGGAGUUGUGUCAGCCAUUCCUGCCCUGGGACUUGCUCCAUUGAAGGAGGUUCUCACAUCUCCACAUUUGAUGAGAAACGUUAUUCCUUCUUUGGAGAUUGUAGCUAUAUCCUGACAAAGCUCUGUGACAGUGAUGCCUUCACUGUUCUAGGAGAAGUCCGCAAAUGUGGCCUAACCGACACUGAGACAUGCCUGAAAGGUGUAGCCAUCAGCAUAAGUGGAGGACAAACUAUUGUUGUGAUCAAAUCUUCUGGCAGCGUGUUUGUGAAUACGAUCUACACCCAGUUGCCGUUCUCUGCAGCCAAUGUCACUAUCUUCAGGCCGUCAUCAUUCUUCAUCAUUGUACAAACAAACUUUGGGCUUCAGAUUCAGAUGCAGCUUGUACCCAUCAUGCAACUCUUUGUAAACAUGGACCCGUCCCACAAAGGGCAGACAUGUGGUCUUUGUGGAAACUUCAACAAUAUCCAAACAGAUGACUUCAAAGCCACAAGUGGCAUAGUGGAAGGAACAGCAGCUGCUUUUGCCAAUACCUGGAAAACCCAGGGUGACUGCCCUGAUGUCAAAAACAUCUUUGAGAAUCCCUGUACCCUCAGCAUAGAAAAUGAAAAAUAUGCUCAGCACUGGUGUGGACUGCUGACUGAUACUCAAGGACCUUUUGCUGAAUGCCACUCAACAGUGAAUCCAGAUGUUUACCACACGAACUGUCUGUUUGACACCUGUAACUGUGAAAAGAGUGAGGAUUGUAUGUGUGCUGCCCUCUCUACCUAUGUCAAAGCCUGUGCUGCCAAAGGAGUCCUGUUGAAUGGAUGGAGGACCAAUGUCUGCACCAUAACCUCGUGCCCCAAAUCCCUGACGUACAGCUACGUUGUCAAUUCCUGCCAACCCACUUGCCGAUCUUUGAGUGAGCCCGAUGUCACAUGCAACAUCAAGUUCACUCCAGUUGAUGGCUGUACCUGUGCAAAUGGAACUUACAUGGAUGAAAAUGGCAAAUGUGUGCCUGCUACUAGCUGUCCUUGUUAUUACAAAGGAUCUGUGCUACCUUCUGGAGAGGUUGUUCACGACAAUGGUGUCAUAUGCUCUUGCACACAUGGAAAGCUGGACUGUGUUAGAGUGAAACCAGAACCAGUCUGUGCAGCUCCCAUGGUCUACUUUGACUGCACCAAUGUCACCGCAGGCACAACUGGAUCCGAGUGCCAGAAGAGCUGUCAGACUCUUGACAUGGGAUGCUACAGCACACAGUGCAUCUCUGGCUGCGUGUGCCCUAAUGAUCUAGUGUCAGAUGGCAAAGGUGGCUGUGUACCUGUUGGGGAAUGUCCAUGUGUUCACAAUGAGGCCUCCUACAAUCCAGGAGAAACAAUCAAAGUCAACUGUAACACCUGCACUUGUAAAAACAGAAUGUGGCAAUGCACCAAUGAAUCUUGCCUGGCAACCUGCUCUGUUUAUGGAGAUGGUCAUUACAUUACUUUUGAUGGCAAACGCUUCAGCUUUAGUGGAGAUUGUGAAUACACACUGGUCCAGGAUUACUGUGGUAAGAACAGUACCAGUCUUGGAACCUUCCGAGUUAUCACAGAGAACAUGCCCUGUGGAACCACUGGGACCACCUGCUCAAAGGCCAUUAAAGUCUUCCUAAGGAACUGUGAACUAGUAUUCAGUGAUGGAAAGUUUGAAGUGAUAGAGAAGGUCCGUGGAGGGGAAGUGCCAUACGAGGUCCGUUACAUGGGCAUCUACAUGGUGAUUGACACCGACGUUGGACUGACUCUCAUGUGGGAUAAGAAAACCAGCAUAUUCAUCAAGCUCAGCCCAGAUUUUAAGGGUCAGGUCUGUGGCCUGUGUGGGAACUACGAUGGCAGUGGCAUUAAUGACUUUACCACCAGAAGUCAGUCUGUGGUAGAAGAUGUUCUGGAGUUUGGAAACAGCUGGAAGGUGUCUCCUACUUGCCCAGAUGCCAAGAGCAACAAGAAUCCUUGCCGUGCAAACCCUUACAGGAACUCUUGGGCCCAGAAGCAGUGCAGCAUAAUCAACAGCAAAGUAUUCUCUGCCUGUCACUCUCAGGUUGAACCUAAUGAAUAUUAUGAAGCAUGUGUGAGUGAUGCAUGUGCCUGUGACACUGGGGGAGAUUGUGAAUGUUUCUGUACAGCGGUAGCUUCAUAUGCUCAAGCAUGUAAUGAGGCUGGCAUUUGUGUUGCAUGGAGAACCCCAUCUAUCUGUCCUCUGUUCUGUGAUUACUACAACCCGCAAGGAGAAUGCGAGUGGCACUACAAGCCUUGUGGGUCCCCUUGUAUGAAGACCUGCAGGAACCCAAGUGGAAAAUGCCUUCAUGAGUUACAAGGCUUGGAAGGCUGCUAUCCAAAGUGUCCAGAGAACAAGCCCUAUUUUGAUGAAGAUGAUAUGGAGUGUGUCGAUCACUGUGGCUGUUACGAUACCAAGGGAAAAUAUUACAAGCCAGGAACAUCCAUUCGUUCAGAAGAGAACUGUCAAUCAUGUGAAUGCACAAUGAAUGGCAUUAAGUGUGAAUAUGAUGAAUAUGAAUGCCACUGCACAUAUGAUGGAAAGCAAUAUGAGUAUGAGGAUGUCAUCUACAACACUACAGAUGGUACUGGCGGGUGUAUCAUUGCAACUUGUGGUCACAAUGGAACAAUUGAUAGAAAAGUCUAUGCAUGUUCUACACCCUUAACCACAACACCAUUUUCAUUUUCCUCUUCAACACCUAUAUCCACCACUACAGUGACACCAACUACAUCAGUCUGUGUUCGUGAAGUAUGCCAGUGGUCACAAUGGUAUGAUAUGAGCUAUCCAGGGUCUGGGAUCAACGAUGGAGAUUUUGAAACAUUUGAUAAUUUAAGAGCCAAAGGUUACAAAGUUUGCAAAGCUCCAAAGGCUGUUGAAUGCAGAUCUGAGAAGUCCCCUAACACACCAUUAAGUGAACUAGAGCAAAAAGUAGAAUGUAGUACAACAAUGGGACUAAUAUGUUAUAAUAAGGAUCAGCAUCAAAUGGUCUGCGACAACUUCCAGAUAAAAAUAUUAUGCUGUAGCUUUGUACCAUGUGAAUAUACAACUCCUGCUACCACAACACCUGCAGAGACUACAACAUCCAUCACAAAAACGACCACUUCAGAAACUACUGUAACCAGUAUACCUACAACAACUAUAGCACUACCUACCACCACAGAACCUAAAACAACUACUCUUUCAACAAGUACCAUGACCUCCAAAACUCCUUCAACAACUCCAGUCAGAGAAACAACAAGUGUGUCAACUUCAACUCUUAGAACCACAGCUCCAUCAACAACAAUCCCUGAAACAACUGCUAGCCCUUCAACAGAAACUGUAUAUACUACAGGAGAAAUCACAUCCAUAACACCUUGUAAACCAAAAUGCAAAUGGUCUGAAUGGCAUGAUGUCCAUUUUCCCAGCCUGGACAAUAAAGGAGAUUCUGAAACAUAUGAUGAUAUUAGAGCAGCAGGAAAAGUGAUCUGCAGCAAACCUGAAAAUAUAGAAUGUCGAGCCGAGAAAUUCCCAGAAAAAUCAAUUGAUAACAUUGAACAAAUUGUCCAGUGCAAUGUAUCCUUUGGACUUAUCUGCAGGAAUGAAGAUCAGGAAGGAGUGCUCCAAAUGUGUUAUAACUAUCAAAUAAAAGUAUUGUGCUGUGAUGAUUUUAGUCAUUGCCCAUCCACAUCCACUACUACAGAAACAACAACAACUGCAGGCAUAACUAUUGUUUCAACAGAACCUUCCACCCAGACUCCUACAACUACAGAAACUACAACUUCAACCAUAAGAACUAUACCUUCAACCACCACCACAACAGAAACCACAACCAAAGAAGUUAAAACAACUACUACUCCUUUAACAACCACCCCUAUCGAAACUACAACAAUCACAACUACACCUUUCACUACCACAACCACAGAAACUACAACUACUCCAGGCACACCCAUUGUUUCAACAGAAACUUCCACCCAGACUCCUACAACUACAGAAACUACAACUUCAUCCAUAAGAACUACACCUUCAACCACCACCACAACAGAAACCACAACCAAAGAAGUUAAAACAACUACUCCUUUAACAACCACCCCUAUCGAAACUACAACAAUCACAACUACACCUUUCACUACCACAACCACAGAAACUACAACUACUCCAGGCACACCCAUUGUUUCAACAGAAACUUCCACCCAAACUCCUACAACUACAGAAACUACAACUUCAACCAUAAAAACUACACCUUCAACCACCACCACAACAGAAACCACAACCAAAGAAGUUAAAACAACUACUCCUUUAACAACCACCCCUAUCGAAACUACAACAAUCACAACUACACCUUUCACUACCACAACCACAGAAACUACAACUACUCCAGGCACACCCAUUGUUUCAACAGAAACUUCCACCCAGACUCCUACAACUACAGAAACUACAUCAACAGUAGGAAGUACACAUUCAUCCACCACCAGCAUAGAAACUACAGCAGUCACAACUACACCUUUCACUGCCACAACCACACAAACUACAACAACUACAGGUACUACAACCAUGACAACUCCUCCAACUACUACUACAAUACCAACCACUAGUCCAAUAACCUCAACACCAAUUCUGGACACUUUUACAACUACAACUACUUCAUCAACCAGUACUCAGACCACAACCACCACCGAGUUUACCACAAUAGUAAAUAAAACCACUACACCAACAACCACUGAAAUCACCACGGCUGCAACUGCUACACCUAUUUCAACAACAAAACCUACAUCAUCAAUAACAGUAACAACUACUCCAGCAAUAACCACAAUCUCAGAAACUACAACAGCUGUGACAACUGUUUCUCUAACAACUGCUGGUUGUAUUAAAGAACUAUGUGAAUGGUCACAAUGGUAUGAUAUAAGUUACCCAGGGUCUGCUAUCAAUGAUGGAGAUUUUGAUACAUUUAAGAAUAUAAGGGCCAAAGGAUACAAAGUAUGCAAAGCUCCAAAGGCUGUGGAAUGCAGAGCAGAAAGAUUCCCUAACAUACCAUUGAAUGAGCUGGAGCAAAAUGUAAUAUGCAGUAAAACAGAAGGGCUGAUAUGUUAUAAUAAGGAUCAACUUCCACCAAUCUGCUAUAAUUACCAGAUCAAAAUUGAAUGUUGCCGAAAUGUAAUUGUAUCAUGCCCACCAACCACCCUAGCCACUACAACAACAGUAACAACCACCCCAGCCACUACCCCAAUUGUAACAACUACCCCAGUCACUACAACAACAGUAACAACCACCCCAGCCACUACCCCAAUUGUAACAACUACCCCAGCCACUACUCCAAUGGUAAAAACCACCUCAGCAACUACAACGACAGUAACUACCAUCACAACAAUAUUAACAACCACUCCAACCAUUACCCCAAUAGGAACAACCACCUCAACUACUACCCCAAUAGAAAGAACCACCUCAGCCACUACCCCAAUAGUAAAAACCACCCCAGCCACAACCACAACAGUAACAACCACUCCAGCCACUAAAAUGGCAGUAACAACCACCCCAGCCACAACAACGACAGUAACAACCAGUACAACAGCAACCACAAAAAAAAUUAUUACCCAAAUAAAGACAACUAAUACACCUCGAACCGAAUCUAUACAAAAAGAAACGACUCAAGGAACAUCAAGUACAACUAAAGAAACAACACUGGUGAGUAAAACAACACCAGAAAGAACUCCAGUCACACCAACAUCAACAAUCUCCACAACACUGCCAACUACCACAACUGUAGAAACCACAACUAGUGAAGCUACCCAAAGCACAACGACUACAGGUAGCACCACUCUACCUACCACAGAAAUCCCCACAACUUCACCAAAACCCACAACUCCAGGAACAACCACUUCCUCCACUACAAAGUGUCAUCCAACAUGCACAUGGUCCAAAUGGUUUGAUGUCGAUUUUCCCGCUUCUGGACCUAAAGAAGGAGACACUGAAACCUAUAACAACAUAAGGGCAGCAGGAGAGAAAAUCUGCGCAAAGCCUGCAAAUAUUGAGUGUAGGGCAGAAAACCACCCAGACAUAAGCAUCGAGGAUGUUGGUCAAAUUGUGCAGUGCGAUGUCAAUUUUGGGCUUUUGUGCAAAAAUGAGGAUCAAAUUGGUAAAUUUAAAAUGUGUUUGAAUUACGAGGUACGUGUUUUGUGCUGUGAAGAAAACCUUAACUGCCCAACCCCAACCAGAAGUACUGCAACCACAACUAUACGUACACUACCAACUACAGUCACAAAAACCACCAUUGAAGUCACAACUUCUACGAAACUACCAGGCACAGAAACAUCAGGAACUACCACUGCUGAAACAACUCCAAUCACUACACCUAAAACAACAACCAGAAGCACAACGGGCACCACCUCUCUGCCUACCAAAGAAAUAACCACAACUUCAACGAUCUCCACAACACUGCCAACUACUCUAUCUGUAGAAACCACAACUAGUGAAGCAACCCAAAGCACAACCACUACAGGUACCACCACUCUGCCUACCACAGAAAUCCCCACAACAUCGCCAAUACUCACAACUCCAGGAACAACCACUUCCUCAACUACAAAGUGUCAACCAAUAUGCACAUGGUCCAAAUGGUUUGAUGUCGAUUUUCCCGCUUCUGGAUCAAAAGAAGGAGACAUUGAAACCUAUAACAACAUAAGGGCAGCAGGAGAGAGAAUCUGCGCAAAGCCUGCAAAUAUUGAGUGUAGGGCAGAAAACCACCCAGACAUAAGCAUCGAGGAUGUUGAUCAAAUUGUGCAGUGCGAUGUCAAUUUUGGGCUAGUGUGCAAAAAUGAGGAUCAAAUUGGUAAAUUUAAAAUGUGUUUGAAUUACGAGGUACGUGUUUUGUGCUGUGAAGAAAACCUUAACUGCCCAACCCCAACCAGAAGUACUACAACCACAACUAUACGUACACCACCAACUGCAGUCACAAAAACCACCAUUGAAGUCACAUCUUCUACUAAACCACCAGGCACAGAAACACCAGGCACUACCACUGCUGAAACAACUCCAAUCCCUACACCUAAAACAACAACCAGAAGCACAACGGGCACCACCUCUCUGCCUACCAAAGAAAUAACCACAACGUCAACAAUCUCCACAACACUGCCAACUACCACAUCCGUAGAAGCCACGACUAGUGAAGCAACCCAAAGCACAACUACAACAGGUACCACCACUCUGCCUACCACAGAAAUCCCCACAACAUCGCCAAUACCAACAACUCCAGGAACAACCACUUCCUCAACUACAAAGUGUCAACCAAUAUGCACAUGGUCCAAAUGGUUUGAUGUCGAUUUUCCCGCUUCUGGACCAAAAGAAGGAGAUAUUGAAACCUAUAACAACAUAAGGGCAGCAGGAGGGAUAAUCUGCGCAAAGCCUGCAAAUAUUGAGUGUAGGGCAGAAAACCACCCAGACAUAAGCAUCGAGGAGGUUGGUCAAAUUGUGCAGUGCGAUGUCAAUUUUGGGCUUAUGUGCAAAAAUGAGGAUCAAAUCGGUAAAUUUAAAAUGUGUUUGAAUUACGAGGUACGUGUUUUGUGCUGUGAAGAAAACCUUAACUGCCCAACCCCAACCAGAAGUACUGCAACCACAACUAUACGUACACCACCAACUACAGUCACAAAAACCACCAUUGAAGUCACAACUUCUACUAAACCACCAGGCAAAGAAACACCAGGAACUACCACUGCUGAAACAACUCCAAUCACUACACCUCAAACAACAACCAGAAGCACAACAGGCACCACCUCUCUGCAUACCAAAGAAAUAACCACAACGUCAACAAUCUCCACAACACUGCCAACUACCACAUCCGUAGAAGCCACGACUAGUGAAGCAACCCAAAGCACAACCACAACAGGUACCACCACUCUGCCUACCACAGAAAUCCCCACAACAUCACCAAUACAAACAACUCCAGGAACAACCACUUCCUCAACUACAAAGUGUCAACCAAUAUGCACAUGGUCCAAAUGGUUUGAUGUCGAUUUUCCCGCUUCUGGACCUAAAGAAGGAGAUAUUGAAACCUAUAACAACAUAAGGGCAGCAGGAGGGAUAAUCUGUGCAAAGCCUGCAAAUAUUGAGUGUAGGGCAGAAAACUACCCAGACAUAAGCAUCGAGGAGGUUGGUCAAAUUGUGCAGUGCAAUGUCAAUUUUGGGCUUAUGUGCAAAAAUGAGGAUCAAAUCGGAAAAUUUAAAAUGUGUUUGAAUUACGAGGUACGUGUUUUGUGCUGUGAAGAAAACCUUAACUGCCCAACCCCAACCAGAAGUACUGCAACCACAACUAUACGUACACCACCAACUGCAGUCACAAAAACCACCAUUGAAUUCACAACUUCUACUAAACCACCAGGCAAAGAAACACCAGGAACUACCACUGCUGAAACAACUCCAAUCGCUACACCUCAAACAACAACAAGAAGCACAACAGGCACCACCUCUUUGCCUACCAAAGAAAUAACCACAACGUCAACCAUCUCCACAACACUGCCAACUACCACAUCCGUAGAAGCCACGACUAGUGAAGCAACCCAAAGCACAACCACUACAGGUAGCACCACUCUACCUACCACAGAAAUCCCCACAACAUCGCCAAUACCCACAACUCCAAGAACAACCACAUCCUCCACUACAAAGUGUCAACCAACAUGCACAUGGUCCAAAUGGUUUGAUGUCGAUUUUCCCGCUUCUGGACCUAAAGAAGGAGACAUUGAAACCUAUAACAACAUAAGGGCAGCAGGAGAGAUAAUCUGCGCAAAGCCUGCAAAUAUUGAGUGUAGGGCAGAAAACCACCCAGACAUAAGCAUCGAGGAGGCUGGUCAAAUUGUGCAGUGCGAUGUCAAUUUUGGGCUUAUGUGCAAAAAUGAGGAUCAAAUUGGUAAAUUUAAAAUGUGUUUGAAUUACGAGGUACGUGUUUUGUGCUGUGAAGAAAACCUUAACUGCCCAACCCCAACCAGAAGUAUUGCAACCACAACUAUACGUAAACCACCAACCACAGUCACAAAAACCACCACUGAAGUCACAACUUCUACUAAACCACCAGGCACAGAAACACCAGGCACUACCACUGCUGAAACAACUCCAAUCACUACACCUCAAACAACAACAAGAAGGACACCAGGCACCACCUCCCUGCCUACCAAAGGAAUAACCACAACGUCAACCAUCUCCACAACACUGCCAACUACCACAUCCGUAGAAACCACAACUAGUGAAGCAACCCAAAGCACAACCACUACAGGUAGCACCACUCUACCUACCACAGAAAUCCCCACAACAUCGCCAAUACCCACAACUCCAAGAACAACCACAUCCUCCACUACAAAGUGUCAACCAACAUGCACAUGGUCCAAAUGGUUUGAUGUCGAUUUUCCCGCUUCUGGACCUAAAGAAGGAGACAUUGAAACCUAUAACAACAUAAGGGCAGCAGGAGAGAUAAUCUGCGCAAAGCCUGCAAAUAUUGAGUGUAGGGCAGAAAACCACCCAGACAUAAGCAUCGAGGAGGCUGGUCAAAUUGUGCAGUGCGAUGUCAAUUUUGGGCUUAUGUGCAAAAAUGAGGAUCAAAUUGGUAAAUUUAAAAUGUGUUUGAAUUACGAGGUACGUGUUUUGUGCUGUGAAGAAAACCUUAACUGCCCAACCCCAACCAGAAGUAUUGCAACCACAACUAUACGUAAACCACCAACCACAGUCACAAAAACCACCACUGAAGUCACAACUUCUACUAAACCACCAGGCACAGAAACACCAGGCACUACCACUGCUGAAACAACUCCAAUCACUACACCUCAAACAACAACAAGAAGGACACCAGGCACCACCUCCCUGCCUACCAAAGGAAUAACCACAACGUCAACCAUCUCCACAACACUGCCAACUACCACAUCCGUAGAAACCACAACUAGUGAAGCAACCCAAAGCACAACCACUACAGGUAGCACCACUCUACCUACCACAGAAAUCCCCACAACAUCGCCAAUACCCACAACUCCAAGAACAACCACAUCCUCCACUACAAAGUGUCAACCAACAUGCACAUGGUCCAAAUGGUUUGAUGUCGAUUUUCCCGCUUCUGGACCUAAAGAAGGAGACAUUGAAACCUAUAACAACAUAAGGGCAGCAGGAGAGAUAAUCUGCGCAAAGCCUGCAAAUAUUGAGUGUAGGGCAGAAAACCACCCAGACAUAAGCAUCGAGGAGGCUGGUCAAAUUGUGCAGUGUGAUGUCAAUUUUGGGCUUAUGUGCAAAAAUGAGGAUCAAAUUGGUAAAUUUAAAAUGUGUUUGAAUUACGAGGUACGUGUUUUGUGCUGUGAAGAAAACCUUAACUGCCCAACCCCAACCAGAAGUAUUGCAACCACAACUAUACGUAAACCACCAACCACAGUCACAAAAACCACCACUGAAGUCACAACUUCUACUAAACCACCAGGCACAGAAACACCAGGCACUACCACUGCUGAAACAACUCCAGUCACUACACCUCAAACAACAACAAGAAGGACACCAGGCACCACCUCCCUGCCUACCAAAGGAAUAACCACAACGUCAACCAUCUCCACAACACUGCCAACUACCACAUCCGUAGAAACCACAACUAGUGAAGCAACCCAAAGCACAACCACUACAGGUAGCACCACUCUACCUACCACAGAAAUCCCCACAACAUCGCCAAUACCCACAACUCCAAGAACCACCACAUCCUCCACUACAAAGUGUCAACCAACAUGCACAUGGUCCAAAUGGUUUGAUGUCGAUUUUCCCUCUUCUGGACCUAAAGAAGGAGACAUUGAAACCUAUAACAACAUAAGGGCAGCAGGAGAGAUAAUCUGCGCAAAGCCUGCAAAUAUUGAGUGUAGGGCAGAAAACCACCCAGACAUAAGCAUCGAGGAGGCUGGUCAAAUUGUGCAGUGCGAUGUCAAUUUUGGGCUUAUGUGCAAAAAUGAGGAUCAAAUCGGUAAAUUUAAAAUGUGUUUCAACUAUGAGAUACGUGUUUUGUGCUGUGAAGAAAAUAUAAAUUGUCCUGAAACAACCUCAAUUUUGCCAACAACGCCCACACGAGUAACCACUCCAAUUAUCGGAAGUACACAAACAGAAACAACAGAAGUAACCAUGACAACUACUCACUGCUUUUGCCGAAUUGAGGACACUGUUUAUGUACCUGGUGAAAUGAUUUACAAUGAAACAGACAAGGAUGGAUGUAAUUUUUAUGCCAUUUGUAGUAAAAAUUGUUCAGUGGAGCGAUUUAAGGGACCAUGUAAAUCAACAACUCCAGCAACACCUAGACCUACACCUACAACGUCAACAUCUAUACCAACUAUGACUCCCACUGCAACAGUUAGUUCAACCACUAAAAUUGAGUGUCCUGAUGCUAAACCUCCCAGAAAGACAGGUGAAACAUGGAAGAUAUCCAACUGUACCACUGCAACUUGCGAGGGUAAUAACAAAGUUGUUAUACAGAAAGUGAAAUGCCCACCUGUCAAGAAAAUUACCUGCGCCAACAGAUACCCACCAGUAAAGGUCUUCAGUGAGGAUGGCUGCUGUUACCACUAUGAAUGUGAAUGUGUCUGUAGUGGCUGGGGUGACCCUCACUACAUUACAUUUGAUGGAAUCUAUUACACAUUCCUUGACAACUGCACAUAUACCCUGGUGAAGCAGAUUACCCCUAAAUAUGACAACUUCCGUGUUGACAUUGACAAUUACUUCUGCAGUGCGGAAGAUGGACUUUCCUGUCCUCAGUCCAUUAUUGUUUACUACAAGUACACAGUGGUAGUGCUGACACGUGAACUCUAUAAUGGAGUGAUGGCUAAUAAGAUUAUCUUCAAUAAAAAAGUUGUCAUCCCAGGCUUCCAGAAAGAUGGCAUUUCUAUUUACAUGCUUGGCAUCAACAUGGUUGUUGAAAUACCUGAGAUUGGAGCAACCAUCAGCUUCAGCGGGUUGAUCUUCUCAGUGAAACUCCCAUUCAGCAAAUUUGGCAAUAACACUGAAGGACAGUGUGGUACAUGCACAAACACCAAAACAGAUGACUGCCGCUUGCCAAGUGGUAAAAUUAUUUCUUCUUGUACCCAAAUGGCUCCCCAUUGGAAGGUUGAUGAUGGCAAAAAGCAAUACUGCGUAGGAACACCAACAGCAACACCAGAACCCAGCAUCCCAACUCCAGCUCCCAGCUGUCCCCCGUCUGCUCUUUGCAAGAUAAUUUUGAGCGAAGUCUUUGAAGAAUGCCACGAGGUGAUACCACCACAAGAUUUUUACAAGGGCUGUGUCUUUGAUGCAUGUCACAUGACCAAUACAUCCAUGCCGUGUUCCAGCUUGGAGAUAUAUGCCACUCUGUGUGCCACUAGAGGUGUUUGUGUUGACUGGAGAGGAGAGACCAAAGGCAAAUGCCCAUAUAACUGUCCAGUGGGCAAAGUGUAUAAACCAUGUGGGCCUCCUAAUCCUGCUACCUGUGAUUCAAGAGCUAUUCAAUACAAUAGCGCUGGCCUAACUGAAGGAUGUUUCUGCCCUGAAGGAAAGUUUCUCUUCAAUGAAAACAGUGGUGUCUGUGUCUCUGAUUGUGGUAACUGUAUAGGACCAGAUGGACUGCCCAAAUUACCCGGAGACCAGUGGAAAAGCAAUUGCCAAGACUGUGUUUGUGACCAGUACACUUUUACAGUGCAGUGUACAAAGCGCCCAUGUAAACCACUCCCACCAGUCUCUUGUGAUGACCCAGGGUUUGUACCUGUCCAGUCGCUGACACAAGAAGACCCAUGCUGUGGCCAGACUGAAUGCCGAUGUGACACUAGCAAGUGCCCCGAAUCAGUGGCCAGUUGUCAACCAGGAUAUAAGUUAAUCCCAGAAGUAUUAAAUGGAAAUUGCUGUACUAUCUUCACUUGUAAGCUAAUACCAGGCUGUGUAACCAAUGGAACUUUCUACAUGCCUGGAGCUGUCAUUCCAAAAGGUACCUGUGAAAAGUGCACAUGUUCUGCCAAAGUAGAGCCAGAAAGUCAGAGAAACAUUGUUGACUGCCAGCCCAUUCCAUGUGACACAGGGUGCCCAGUGGGCUAUGAAUAUAAGAUGAAAACUGGACAAUGCUGUGGCGAGUGUGUACAGGACGCUUGUGUACUGAAGAUGGGGGAUAACACAGUCCAUGUGCUUAAGGCUGGAGAAGUCUGGCAUGAGCUUGGUAAUAACUGUACCUUCUAUAAAUGUGAACAAAUUGAGGAUCAGUUUAUUCCUGUCACUGUAAGGAAAAUCUGUCCACCCAUGUACCCAGAAAACUGCAAUCCUGCUGAUAUCAAGCUAAGUGAAGAUGGCUGCUGCAAAACAUGCAUACCACAGGAAAAAGUAGCUUGUAGCCUGCAUAGUACUCCCACUGUCAUCAGACACAAUGAAUGCAACUCUUCUGUGCCUGUGGAACUAACAUACUGCGAAGGCAACUGUGAUACUUCUUCAAUAUAUUCCCUUGAGGCGAAUGUGAUGCAACACAAGUGUAAGUGUUGUCAGGAGGUCAAGACCAGCAAAAGACAGGUGACCCUGAGCUGCCCUGAUGGAAGCACCACUGAUUACUCAUACAUCCAUGUGGAGCAAUGUGAUUGUGCGGGUACGGAGUGCAUCCCCCAAACCACUCCCACCACUCCAGCGCAGGAGCAGGAGCAGGAGCAACAGGAACAGAUCCCCAGCAAAACGGGCAGUCUCAAAACCAGAAAAAUGAACCAAAACCAGGAAAAGUAGAAUAUAAACUGAAAUAAAUCUUUUCACAUUUUUUUCCUAAUAAUAAACAAGUAUCCAAAGCAGCUAGAAUCUUGGACAUACGGAUGAAAUUCCUAUAUGCUAGAAAUUUCUAUUUCCUAAUUAUUUCAACUUCCAUUAUCAACGCAUCUCAUUGCUUUGAGUGUCUUCUUUUAACUUGAGAGGUGCAGGAUUAGGAAAUCUUGAGGUUUGUUUUUUCUCAGCGGUGCUGUACUGUAUGACUGACAGCUUUUCUUUCAAUAGAGUGGGGUGAGUGGAACUAUACUCUAACUAUUUCCAUGGCACUUUUAGAAAGUCCUUGAUGUAAAUUAUAGUCUCUUUUUGGUUUGAAAUUUUCCCUGUGGUGAUUCUGAUAUUGACUGCCCAAGGCCAACCAUAGAACAAACAUCACUGUGUCGUUAAUAAUUUUUCACUAGUCAUGGUCAUUACACACCCACCUGACACUGACUAAUCAUUGCAUUGCAUUAGACAACUGUUAAAAUCCCUUUUGAUUCCAGUUCAGUUAGGCAGUGUCAACAAUUCAAGUCCAGGAAAAACAGACUAUCGCUCUCACCUUCCUACCUUUUUGUUUGUUUGCUUGUUUGUUGUUUUAGCAUUAAAGAGAGUUUAGGUUGUAGAAACAGCAUUUUCUCAACUUCAAACUUUAAAGAUACUGGGGGAGUUUGUGAUGGUGUAGGAAAGGAAGGAAGAAGAAACACUAUCAUAUAAGGCUGCUGCAGAAUAUCCUAUGUUUACAUGAGAUCAUCAGCAUAGUAAAUGUAUGAAAAUUUGGAUCUUUGUAUUAUUUGUUUUUGGUUAACUGUUUACAGAAGAAAUAUAUUUUUGCCAAAAGGGGUAUAUGAAGGAUUUUUGUAAACAAAAGUAAUAAUAAUAGUAAUAUAAAUUCCUUCCUAGGAAGCUGAGCUUUUUUUAAAAUGUUGUACCCUUGCUAUUUAUUUUGUUUCUGGGAAAAAUAAGUGCAUUGGACCAUUUCCCCCACAAUUAAUGUUGCCCCCAUUUUCUAGCAUCAGUGGGUAUCUGGUUGUGGGAUGUUUUCUUUUUCUAUUUUGUUUUGGGUUUUGUUUGUUUCUUAACAGGAAAAAAAAGUUAUCAUGAUUAAUAAACUUUUAGCAUUUUGCAA
Messenger RNA from Gopherus flavomarginatus (Mexican gopher tortoise), 16139 nucleotides. RefSeq names its product mucin-5AC-like. The transcript has 50 exons. Gene Ontology annotation, cellular component: extracellular matrix. The coding region runs from base 26 to 15001 and encodes 4991 amino acids. Gene Ontology annotation, molecular function: protein binding. The record is from RefSeq and is a predicted model, not a curated record. Lineage: Eukaryota; Metazoa; Chordata; Testudines; Testudinidae.